GUUCGUGGAUUUUCGCUAUAAUUUAUUAGUUUGCUGGUAAAAGUCAAUGAAAUUUACAUAUUAUACAAACCAAUUAUCAUGGACUUUAUAUAUAAGCUCAAAAUGCAUGAAUUCCAUAAAGCGCGUUUGAAACGCGUUGCCAUGGAGACCUCAGUAACGACAUGCGGCGCACGCGUGUAUUUUAUUAUAAGUAUGAGCGUUACGUGAAUUUAAAUUUGGUUUAAAUGUCGUUGAUAAACAGAAUUUACUGCAAAUUUCACGUGACGUUGACGUCACAUAUAUACGUCACACGUAGGUUGAAUAUUCAAAGUUGUUUACAUCAUUCUCAGCUGUAAGACCGCGAAGUAGUUAACGUAAUGAAAUCAUGCCGUCCGUUGACAACGUUGAACUACGCACGGUGAUUAAAUUUUGUCACUCAUUGGGCUACACACAGACCAAAACGUUUGAGGAAGUUAAAAAGUCGAAACAAUUCAACUGCUCAAGAUCGUUGGUAUUCAAAUGGCACGAUAGAUUUAGAAAGGGACGCGAAUCAGUAGAAGAUGAUGCUCGAAGUGGUAGGCCGGCGCUAGUUAAACAAACCAUGACGGACAAACUGAGAGACUUGAUUAAAACAAAUAGGCGUUUAACGGUGCCAUAUAUCGCAGAAGAGCUUGGAAUUGGCAUUUCAAUGGUUUACAGAAUACUAACCGAGGAUUUCAAAAUGCGCAAGGUUAGAGCUCGAUGGGUUCCAAAACUUCUCUCUGAUGAAGAACGAGUGAAACGCGUUAAGUGCUCAGAAGAGUUUUUGAGAAGAUACCGUAAAGAAGGAGAGCGCUUUUUGGACCAUAUCGUCACACUUGAUGAGACGUGGUUAUGGCAUUAUGAUCCGGAGACGAAAGCACAAUCCUCAGUGUGGAAAACAGCAGCAAGUCCUCCGCCGAAGAAAGCCAGGGUUAUGAAGUCUGGUGGAAAACAUAUCUACAUCUUCUUCAUGGAUAGACGGGGAAUGCUGCUCAUCCACAAGGUGCCUGAUGGUCAGACGAUAAAUGCUACAUAUUAUCAAAAGGUACUUCGCCGGGAUUUAAUGAAUGCUCUAAGGUAAAAGAGACCUACGAUUGAUGCCUCAGCCGUCAUAAUUCACCACGACAAUGCACCUGCGCAUAGGGCCCAGUCAACAGAACUAGAGAUAGAUGUGAUCGGGUUUCAGCGCCUAAGUCAUCCUCCUUACAGCCCGGAUUUGGCCCCUAUGGACUUCCGCGUCUUCCCGGAAGUUAAAUCACAGUUGCGCGGUAUUCGCUUUGCAAGUAAACAGGAACUUACAGUUGCAGCAAAGCGAAUCGUGUCGUCUUUUGACGCUGACUGGUAUAGAGACACUUUUGACAAGUGGAUUUCCCGACACAUAAAGUGCAUUCGCGUUGGAGGUGAUUAUGUGGAAAAGAUUUGACAGUUGUUAACUUCAUAACGUCAUUGACGUUGAACAGAAACGUUACACGUGCGUGGGUGUGCACAUUGUGCACAUGUUUAAAUCUCUGAUAUAUAUUUAUUGUUUUAUGUAUUUCCAUGAUAUUUGGAGAGUAGAUUUGGAAAGGACAGAAUAUUCUUAGCAUGCUAUUUGUUUGUCCAUUUAUGUUACCAAAUGAAUGUUAUAGCGAAAAUCCA
Dreissena polymorpha is the source of this 1638-nucleotide messenger RNA. RefSeq names its product protein GVQW3-like. The record is from RefSeq and is a predicted model, not a curated record. Gene Ontology annotation, molecular function: nucleic acid binding. Bases 365 to 1081 code for a protein of 238 amino acids. NCBI's taxonomy places the organism in Eukaryota, Metazoa, Mollusca, Bivalvia, Myida, Dreissenidae. The transcript is spliced from 2 exons.